AUGAUUAUCGCUCUGAUUGCCGCAUUCUGCAUAGUAGCAAUCACUGAUGCCGGCGGCCCUAGGAACGAAAGUGAGACGCCCGCGUUUCUCCAUCCUCGUUCUCUGAAUGGCGGCGGGCCCUUGUGUCCAUUCAGCAAGGGUAAACAGGAGUUCGGAUACAUACCAGUUGGCGUGCUCAGAAAGAAUAAGUACUUCUACGCGGUUAUGGAAGCCGAAGAUGUAGAUCCAUCAUUGGCGCCGACCUUCUGGUAUCUGGCUGGUGGACCGGGCACUAGCAGCUUGGGAGUGGCCAUGACUUGGAAUGGACCAUGCAUGAUGUCUCUUAACGGGAAAGAGCUUCUGGUUAAUACAUACUCGUGGACUAAGCAAGCCAACAGCAUUUGGAUCGAUGCACCUGGACCUACCGGCUUUAGCACGGGCCCGAUAGAGCCCACCUUGGAGGAGUUUGUAGGCAACAUGGUCACUUUAAGCGGUCAGUUAUUCAAGAAGUACCCUAAAUUGAACAGGAAUGUACACCUCGUCGGGGGUUCAUGGUCUGCCCUCGCCGUUGCUAUGUUGGGAGAUGGCAUUCUGCGAAAUCCUCAGCUCAAGAUCGAUUUGAAAGGAGUGAUGAUGUAUUCUGGUAUAGUUGGACCGCUCGAUAUAAUGAAGACUGGCCUGAGGGAGUGUAUAGCGGCUGUCGAUAAGUGCAAUUCUAAUGGACCUGGGAAGCCUGCUAAGCCCG
Messenger RNA from Perkinsus marinus ATCC 50983, 724 nucleotides. RefSeq lists its product as hypothetical. Gene Ontology annotation, biological process: proteolysis. The annotation marks the transcript as partial. Gene Ontology annotation, molecular function: serine-type carboxypeptidase activity. The record is from RefSeq and is a predicted model, not a curated record. The transcript is spliced from 7 exons. Lineage: Eukaryota; Perkinsozoa; Perkinsida; Perkinsidae.